Cryptotermes secundus is the source of this 618-nucleotide messenger RNA. RefSeq lists its product as uncharacterized. The transcript is spliced from 3 exons. The coding region runs from base 1 to 618 and encodes 205 amino acids. Gene Ontology annotation, cellular component: extracellular matrix. The record is from RefSeq and is a predicted model, not a curated record. NCBI's taxonomy places the organism in Eukaryota, Metazoa, Arthropoda, Insecta, Blattodea, Kalotermitidae.
AUGUCGACUUCCGAUCCUCUGGCCUUCUUUCCUGAAUUCCAGCAUCACUUCCUACGCCUCACAACUGUAGCAUAUGGGGCGUACAGAACAGUUUCCACAGCGCUGGUGCCAAGCUCUGGCGUCACGGAUACCACCGUAAUUAAAACAAUCUCAGUAUAUAAAAGGAAGAGCGGCUGGGCAAACAAUACCAUUCACACCUCCUCAUCUCCGAGGCAUCAUUACAAAGCUGAUUCUCACCCAACAAUGCAGGGCCUUCAGGUUGUUGUUUGCAUCGUGGUAGCCUGUGUCGCCACUGUGAUUGCAUACCCCGGGUACUAUGGACAUGGCGGAUACGAACAUCUAUCCGCUGGUGUUAAGGAAGAGGUCCAAAAUGCGCACCCCAAGUAUAGGUUUGAGUACGCCGUGUAUGACCCUCACAGUGGUGACGUGAAGAACCAAUGGGAAACCAGGGACGGCGACUUCGUGAAGGGGUCCUACAGCCUCAAGGAAUCUGAUGGCUCCACCCGCGUCGUGGAGUACACCGCCGACAAGCACAACGGCUUCAUCGCGGUAGUCAAGAAGGCCGGAGGCCACACCAAACCCGAGAUCACCUACCAUGGUGCCAAGUCUCCUUACUAG